GCCGCGUCCGCCCGGCGGCCGGUCCGGGGCAUGGAGACGGCGGCGCGGGGGGCGCCCCGGGGCGGCGGGAGCGGCGGGGCCGAGGCGCUGCUGGGCGAGCUGGAGGCGCGCGUGCGGGCCGUGGUGCGCGCGAGCUCGUGGUGGGAGCGCCACGGCGUGGACUGCUCCAUCCUGGCGCUCAGCCUGCUCGCCCUGCCGCCCGGGUUCCUGUGCCUGCGCUCCGAGCAUGGCCUGGUCUUUGUCCUGGGCAUCACCAUCCUGGGGGUGUGCCACUACACGCUCACGGUCAAGGGCAGCCACCUGGCCACGCACGGUGCCCUCACCGAGUCCAGGCGCUGGAGCAAGAUCUGGGCACACUUCUUCGUGGAGGUGUGCACGGCCUUCCCCGCCGAGGACGCGCUGCAUGGCCACGUCAAGAUGCACCACGGCUACACCAACGUGCUGGGCCUGGGCGACUCCAGCACCUGGCGGCUGCCCUGCCUCAACCGCUACGUCUACAUGUUCCUGGCGCCUCUCCUGAUCCCCGUCCUCACGCCGCUGGUGGCUGUGGAGCGGCUGAGGAGGGCGAGGCCCGGGGCGGCGCUGCGGGCGCUGGGCCUGAUCGCCCUGGGCCUGUGUUCCCACUACUGGCUGCUCCGGCACCUGUCCGGCUUCCGGAGCCCGGCCUCGGCGCUGGCCUGCAUGCUCUGCACCAGGUCCCUGCUGGCCCACCCGUACCUGCACAUCAACGUCUUCCAGCACAUCGGGCUGCCCAUGUUCUCGCGGGACCAGAAGCCCCGCCGGCUCCACAUGAUGAGCCUGGGGGUGCUGAACCUGCCGCGGCUGCCGGUGCUGGACUGGGCGUUCGGCCACUCCAUCGUCAGCUGCCACGUGGAGCACCACCUGUUCCCCAAGCUCUCCGACAACAUGUGCCUCAAGGUGAAGCCCGUGGUGUCCCGGUUCCUCCGGGAGAAGCAGCUGCCUUACAACGAAGACACCUACCUCGCCCGCUUCCGGCUGUUUCUCAGCCGCUACGAGGAGCUGCUGGUGCGCGCCCCUCCCAUCACCGAGCUGGCCGGGCUGCAGUGAGGGGUGCCCGGUCCCCCUGCUCCCUGCCCGGCCCAGUCCCAAUCUUUUUCUGCUUGUCACUCCGGCCAGAGGGCGCGGUCCCUCCCCAGGGGGUGUGGCUGGGCUGCUGGUGGGGACUUGCAGCUGGUGUGUCUCGGCUUUGCGGGGUGCAGGGAGGAAAGGACUAAAAGUGGGCUUUCCGGGCAACUUCAUCUCAGGUCUACACAGCUGGGUCCUCCCGACGUGGCCUGGGCCUUGGUGGGGCUGAGGGAGGGUGACCGGGCGAGGAGAGGCCUGUGCAGGGGGCAGGCGAGGAGGGGCAUCGAGAGAGCGGGGCCAGCCCUCAGCUGGGGUCUGCCUGGCCCUGGGAGCGUCCUGUACGCAGCCGGGCACUGUGGCCCCCGAGCCCGGAGCCUCCUGUCCUCUGCGGAGCCCUCUCGCAGGGACCACGGGGAGGGGACUUGGGCAGGACCUUCCCGGCUUCCCAGCUGGAGGCGCCAUGCCCGACACGGGCUCAGCAGCUCCCGGGAGCCGCAGCCACAGGAGCAUCAGGGAGAUCAAAGCGUUUGUGCUUUAUAAAUAAAGAGGACAUUCCGG
Pipistrellus kuhlii (Kuhl's pipistrelle) is the source of this 1644-nucleotide messenger RNA. It is a transcript of the gene FADS6, whose product is annotated as fatty acid desaturase 6. Gene Ontology annotation, biological process: lipid metabolic process. The record is from RefSeq and is a predicted model, not a curated record. The transcript has 6 exons. Bases 31 to 1068 code for a protein of 345 amino acids. Gene Ontology annotation, molecular function: oxidoreductase activity, acting on paired donors, with oxidation of a pair of donors resulting in the reduction of molecular oxygen to two molecules of water. Gene Ontology annotation, cellular component: membrane. Lineage: Eukaryota; Metazoa; Chordata; Mammalia; Chiroptera; Vespertilionidae.